AUGCUGACCCAGGAGAUAUCUGAAUACCGCGGCUCAGUCACGAGGCGAGUGACGUUCUCGUUCGACUCCUGCGGUUGGCUUUUCGUGUCCAGGAUGCACCUCACAACUCCUCUGACCACGGAGCGAAAGCAGCCGAAUGAGACAGAGGGCAAAGUUUAUCACUUUGGUGUGGGCUUCUGGCUGAGUGACCAUCUGGGCCUUCUCCGAAAACCGGACGAGUCCCACUCCAUGCCGGAUGAGGUAGCCUUCAGCGGCUCUUCGGGUGGAUCGCUGAUUGCGUGCGUCCUGGCCUGUGGCAAUAAUGUGCGCGACGUUUUCGACUUCAUUGUCGAGCAGCAACCGCUUUGCAAACGCAAUCCUGUGGAGAUGUUUCGCGCCGUCGAGCGGGCACUUCGCAAGUUCCAGUUUGAGGGGGCGUACUUGCGCCUCAUCGGCCGUAUGCGCGUUCUGCUGACAAGAGUGAUGCAGCGCCCGCCAUUUGUGCAAGGAGAGGUCAUUGACAAGUUUCCAGACAAUGAGACAGUGAUUCAGACUCUCUGCGCAUCUUGUCAUGUGCCAGUCUUCGCCGGCCUAUUUCCCAGGUGCAUCUUCGGCCGCUACUACUACGACGGCUUGGUCUGGCCAGACCGACUCCUGGUCCCAUGGCGCGGAGCACCGGGAGAUCACGUCGUGCGUGUGUCUGCCUGCGCGCAUCCAUUGGCUGAUGUGAAGAUUGACCGUGUGCCUUACUGGUGGGCUGUGCUGCCUCCCGAGCCUCGGGUGCUGCGAGGCAUCUUCUGGUGCGGGUACAGGGACACCGCGAAGUGGUUUUCCACGAAGCCAGAGGACUCGUCUGAAUCCUGCUGCAGGAAGAACCCUCAGGCCACCACGGCCGCAACAGCAAGGUGGCGCGCAGCGCAGGCCCUCCUCAAAAAGGACCCUCGGGCCGAGCUUCCCGAGAAAGAUCCAGUGACAGGAGAGAGCGUCUCGGAGCUGAUACGGGAAGCGGAAGCUUUGGCGGCCGAGGAGUACCACUUAACGGUAAGCUUGCGUUGCGGAUUCCAAAUUGGUUCUACGACGAAGAAGCGAGAUACGGUUGGCAUGGGGCAGGGGCGCUUCGUCGUGCGAAGUGCCUUCAUUGGCGAGCGCGAGGAAUUUUGCCGUAAUGUCGGAGUCAAGAACCUGCAUUGCGAGUCUCACGGCUUGCUGCCCAGCGUGCAACAGGCACAGGCAACACCGCAUCAGACACUUACAAAGAAUGUCAGCAAGUCCCAGACCCGCAUCUACAGAAAGGAGCUUGUGGCGAGUGGAUCCGAGGAUGCGCAGGCAGGUCACCAUGUCUUCGCAUGUUUUGCACGAGCCACGAGCACGAAUGCCCCAGAGCGGCAGCAGGUCUACAUAUGGCAUCGACACUACGGAUCACUUUUACAGGUGCUUCCAGGGCACACUGCAACAGUGAAUUCAGUCUGUUGGAUGCCGGGGAAUGCUGCCAGUGGUGAACCGGAGGAUUCGCCGAGCAGCUGGCUGGUCUCGGCAUCGGAUGACUGUACUCUGAGGGUCUGGGGCACUGAAGCUGCCGAGCUCAUGGACGAUGCUGAGUCGGUAGAGGCCGAGGCGGCAUCGGGAGAUGAGUUUCAGAGGCGCACAGAUCCCGAAGAUCAGAGAGCAGGCUUCGCAGCUUCCUUUCAUCUGGAAGCCCUGGAGGCCAGCGACGCCUCCAGCUGA
Symbiodinium natans is the source of this 1704-nucleotide messenger RNA. Lineage: Eukaryota; Dinophyceae; Suessiales; Symbiodiniaceae. The record is from the annotation of a GenBank genome assembly.